AUGCUUUUUGACGAUAGAGACUGGAUCAGAUGGGAGGACAUUUCUGGAGUUCGUAGCAGUAAAGAGAUUUUACGGAUAAUAGAUCAUCAAUCACUUGAUUACCAAAAGUAUUUGCUUGUAUUGGAAGACAUUUCAAAUGAGGAUGGUGAAAAGUGGUUUGAUUUAUUAAAGCCCUUAUUGUCUACUUUUGCCUAUUCUAUGCCCGGAUCCAAAAUAUUAGUCACCUCCAGCUCCACAUCUCUACAACCUCAUGUCCUCCAUAAACUCCCACUGGCUAAUGGAGCACCCUUUCUAUUGAGACCGCUCCACCAUGCCGACUACUUAGCUUUCUUUCAAAGUAUAGCAUUCAGAGAAGUAGGAGAACAGGACAUAAAUUCCCAUUUGAGAGAUAUUUCUCUUGAAAUUCUUAAGAGGUGUAACAAUAAUCCCCAUGUCAUAAGAAUUGUGGCUCUUAUUCUUUCUUCUCAACCUCUUUCAAAGUGGCAGUACUUCAGUGAAGUUGUUCACAAUGUACACGAUCUUGCAAAGCAAAUUUUAUCAAUUCACAAAUUUUACCAGCUUUGGGAUGCUCAACAGAAGUUCACAGAGCCUUUCAAAGAAGUGAUUGAGGCCCUUCUUGGAAACAAAAAUUUAUUUGAUAGUUGCAGAAGAGAUAAAAAUGGUCUCAUAAUCUACUACAAGGUCCGGGUUUUAGUACAUGAGGUAGCGAAGAAAUCAUGUGAGUUUAUUACUAUUCCUAACUUGAGUUUAAUGCUGGAGAAUAACAAGGGUUUGCAAGCUUUGGAUUUAGCCGUGGUGAAUUGUAAACAUUGUUUGAAUUCCAUAGGCGAGCUACAACACUUGAGAUACCUCAGACUUGGUUUCUCCUCUGAAACUCUUCCUGAGUGCAUCUCAAACCUCGACUUCUUGCAAACUUUGGACCUUCGACAUUCAAGGGUUCGAGAGCUACCAGUAGGCUUUCAUAAGCUGUGUCAUUUGAAGCACUUGUAUAUUGGAGAUAUAUUAAUUGAUCUUCCGCCUAGGUUUGGGGAAUUAACAGAGCUACAAAGCUUAGAUGCCUUCAUCGUAGGAAAUAACAAUGGGUUGGAUGCACUAGCCCACCUCACUCAGCUUGCUGGAAAGCUUAAAAUUUGUUAUCAGAACGGUCAUGAGGAGCAUGUGAUACGAAAAGGCACGCCAUUUUUAAAGGGUAGGAAGCUUCACGAGCUCUCAUUAGAAUGGCCACAUUCAAAUGUAGAAGCAGCUGCUGGAACAUAUCAGAAGGAAGAUGACAUGCAGAUGGAAUUGUUCCAGCUCCCUUCCACUCUCAAAUUUUUAACAGCUAAAAACUGGAAGGGUGAGAGGUUUCCAAAAUGGGCGAUGAAUCAGUUCUCUUCUCUGCUCAGUAAUCUUGUUUUCAUACACAUAGCUGAUUGUAGCCGAUGCAAACAUCUUCCAUUCUUCAGUGAAAGUAGCUGUCUUAAGUCUCUUGAGCUUUGGGGGCUUAUUGCCUUGGAGUGGAUAGAGACUGGUGAUAAUAAUAGAAUGGUUUCAUCUGAAACACCAUACUUCCCAUCUUUACAGCAUCUGAGUUUGGUUAAUUUGCCACAACUAAAAGGAUGGACAAGGGUGGAAGAGCAUGAUGCAAAUCGUGAACAAGAUAAACACGAUAAUCAUCAAUAUGUAUCAUGCUUAAUUCUCCCUCACCUUUAUAAUCUUAGAGUAAGUGGUUGCUCAGAACUGAAAUCAAUGCCUCAGAUGCCAAACCUUCAGUCUCUGGAGGCAAGUAACUGCCAUGGGGAUCUCCUGCUACAUCUUUUCGGUGCCCAAGCAUCUUCAGUAUCUUCAUCAGCUUCACCAGUAGUUCCAAACCCCUGCCAAUGGGCUUUGAGUGCCUCACAACACUUCAGGAACUCUCUCUCAGUUGGCUUUAUAAUCUCAGAAAUCUACCAGAGUCAAUUGGACACCUCAAUCAGCUUCGCCAGCUUGUCAUUCAAUAUUUGCCAAACAAUAGCUGAUCUUCCUGAAUCAAUGGCUUCCCUAUCUGCUUUAGAGCAUGUUGAGAUUCAAUAUUGUCCAAAGUUGAAACAAGUUCCAAAGUAUUUUUCUGACCUCACAUCUUUGCAACGACUUGAGAUUAAGGAAUGUGUGAACUUAGAGAGGAGAUGUCAGCAACCAGAUGGCGAAGAUUGGAUUCUAAUUUAA
This is a messenger RNA of Chenopodium quinoa (quinoa), 2184 nucleotides long. Its product is annotated as putative disease resistance protein RGA3. Lineage: Eukaryota; Viridiplantae; Streptophyta; Magnoliopsida; Caryophyllales; Amaranthaceae. The transcript is spliced from 4 exons. The coding region runs from base 1 to 2184 and encodes 727 amino acids. The record is from RefSeq and is a predicted model, not a curated record.